Molecule: messenger RNA, 2257 nt
Organism: Candoia aspera
Lineage: Eukaryota; Metazoa; Chordata; Lepidosauria; Squamata; Candoiidae
Gene: TPBG
Product: trophoblast glycoprotein
Exons: 1
Coding region: 219-1400 (393 amino acids)
Biological process (GO): negative regulation of canonical Wnt signaling pathway
Cellular component (GO): plasma membrane
Molecular function (GO): protein binding
Source: RefSeq, a predicted model, not a curated record
GUCCACCUCCAGGGCUGUUCCUCUACCUUCCGGACCGCGGUGUCCCAGCCUGGCUGCACGCGUGGAGGGAACCGCAGCCUCUCUCCAGGCUUCCUUCCUCUGCCUUCCUGCUUGACCUAAGAAGAACCCUCCCGGUGAGGGCUGGAGCCACGGACCCUUUGGAGACAGAGGCAGCCCGGGGAGCGCCGCAGGAGAGCAGGCCCUGGCAAGAGGCGGUGAUGCUGGGGGGCUCUCUCUGGGGCUGUGCACCCCCUGCGUUAAGUGGGGAGAGGCGUGCUGGGGGGCUGCAGCUGCUACUCCUGCUGGUCCUCUCAGGCUGGGUUUGGGCUCAGCAGCCACAACUGCAAACUGCCCAUUGCCCUGCUCCAUGUGAGUGCUCUGAGGCAGCCCCAAUAGUGAAGUGCAUCAACAAGAACUUGACAGAGGUGCCGCCUGAGUUGCCGCCUUUCGUGCAGGGCCUCUUUCUCCCCAGUAACUGCAUCAGGAACCUCUCCUCUGCCUCCUUCCUCUCCACCUCUCUCUCAGAGCUCAGCAGCCUCAGCCUGAGGGGCAACCGGCUGACAUGGGUGGGUGCUGGGACGUUUGCUGGGCUGCCCCGCUUGAAGCAGUUGGACCUCAGCGAUAACUCGCUCACUUGGCUCAGCCCCGUGGCCCUGGGCAAUGCCAGCAGCCCCUUGGAGGAACUGGACCUGAGCAGCUCCCUCUACAACAACAGUUUUGUGCCCCUCGUGGCUCAGCUGCUCCAGACAGGCACGCUUCUCAACUUGAGGCACCUGGACCUGUCGGAUAACAAUCUGGUUUAUCUGCCGGCCAGCAUGUUCUCCGCGCUGCCCAAUCUGGAGCACCUGGACAUGCAUAACAACUCCCUGGUGAGUUUGUGUACUGUGUCCUUUGGGAGCCUCCAACAGCUGCAGAGUUUCAACCUCGGCAGCAAUGCUUUCAAGACCCUGAGGAAUGACACCCUCCUGCAGCUGCAGGGCCUCCCUUCGCUGGUCCUCAAUCUCAGCUGCAACCCCUGGGUGUGCGACUGCCACAUUGAGGACUUGGUGAACUGGCUGAAGGAGAGCAAGCAGGUGGAGGCCAAAGGGGCCCUCAAGUGCUCCCAUCCCCAGGAGUUGCAAGAGCGCUCUUUAGUGAGCAUCAAUGUGUCGGAGCUCAGCUGCCCCCUUCCAAUCGACGACCAGACCCCACUGCAGACUUCUUAUGUCUUCCUUGGAAUAGUCCUGGCCCUCAUUGGUGCCAUUUUCCUCCUGGUUUUAUAUUUGAACCGAAAGGGGAUCAAAAAGUGGAUGUAUAACAUCAGGGAUGCCUGUAGAGACCACAUGGAGGGCUAUCACUACAGGUACGAGAUCAACACAGAUCCCAGGUUAACAAACCUGAACUCCAACUCAGAUGUCUGAAGAAGCGCCAUGGGGCAGUGGGCCUGAUGUGUAAUAGCCAUGCAUGAAAUGUAGACUCUAACUUUAUCCCUUCCCUCCACCUGCUUUCUGCCCCCUUUCCACCUAGACAUCAGAGACUUCACAUGUGCAGAGAAUUAUGCCUCCCUGCACAACAUUCACAUUAUUGUGAUUAUGAAUGUGGUGCAUGGUAUCAGGCUGUAUGUAAGAAAGUUGCUACCUUCCAGCCUGUUUCCUUUGCAACUCACUACCAGUUCAUGGCUGGAUAUUUCUCAAUAUCUAAAAGAUAAGAAACCUUUUCCUCUUUGUUUCCCCCUCUGAUAUUUUCCAAGCAUGAGCGCGUAUUAAAAAGUACCAUUCAACAAAGACUGCCUCAACUUUUUUUGAGAGAAAUGUUUUACUGAUUGCUAGAAGGUUGUCUUUAUGCCUUAUAAUUGUGAAGAUGUCUAUAGAUUACAUACAGAUUUAGAAAAGCGGCUUGUACAAACAAGAACAAGCAUGCAAAUACUUGAUUUUACUUGGCUAAGGGAAAAGCCCUUAGCUCAAGUCAAAAUCAAAUCCUUAGUCAAGCAGAAUCAAGUAUUUGCAUACUUGCCCUUUACUUGCUUAUUUGUACAAACCACAUGUAUGGUUUUGCUUUUGGUAAAAGGUAACAAGCAUUUGCAAUUUAUGUGAAAACUGGUAUUUUUAAGGAACCCUCACCUCAUAUAAAUUGCAUGUGAACUGAGUUUGCACUGUUAAACAAUUCAAUAAAUGUUCUUACAUGGGUUUCUGUUUUGCUGAACCUGGCUAUUAUCCUCUUAUAAUAUGGAAAAUAAGCCCACGACAGGAUAAAGGUAUUUUCCUUUUUGAUAAAAAUU